AUGUUCAAGAUCAGCUACCUGCGCGAAGUGCGCAAGGAGAAGUACGAGAGCUCAGAUGUCUUCACUGAGGAGCCCGAGGACUCUGAGUCCUCUGCAGGUAUCUCAGCCAUCCAGGGCUGGGAGAGCCUCCAGGAGCUCAACAGCCGCUUUGCCCGGUACAUCAACAGGGCGCGAGUCCUGGAGCAGCGCAACGCCGUGUUCCGCAAGCAGCUGGAGACGCUGCAGCGAAUGGAAGAGGCAAGCGGCCUGGAGGAGGCCUUCACAGAGCAGACUGAUGUCAACAGGCAGCGGAUCCGAGAGCUGUCAUCCGACCGGGCCAAGCUGGACAGAGAGCUGAGGGACGCCUGCCGCAUGAUGGAUGAUUUCACCAGCAAAUAUAGAAACGAGUGUGAUUACCAAGAGCAGCUACGUGGCACUCUGGAACAGCUAAACAAGGAGGCUGACAGUUCGCUGCUGAGAAACCUGGAGUACCAGAUCCAAUCACAGUUCCUGCAGGAUGACAUCAACUCCACCAGAGAUCGACACAAGAAGAACCUCGCAGAGAUCCAGACCUACGUAAACAUUCUGCAGCAAAUCAACCAGACACUUCCCCUCGUUCCCAAUGUGUCAGUGGGCAUCUCUGAGGAGCAGGAGAAGCUGCUGUCCCAGAGGAAGGUUCCGGGGCUGCAGAGCCAGCUGGAGGAAUAUAAGAGCGCCCUCUGUCAGCUACAGGCUCAGAAGCAUCGCCUGCAGACUGAGACUUCCAUGUUGGAUCAAACCAUCAAAAACACACAGGAGAGCUACGACGACGAGAUCCAGAUGUACAACGAGCAAAUCGAGUCUCUGCGCAAGGAGAUCGAGGAAGCCGAGAGGUCCCUGGAGAAGUUCACCAGCGAAUGCCGCCACCUGUCCAUGUACCAGACGUCUCUUGAGAACGAGCUGGAGAGGUACAAGAGGAUCAUCGAGAAUGAGGAUAACAGGUUGAAUUCAGCGAUAAUUGGCACUCCCAUUACCCUGUUCACCACUAAUUACCGCUACACUCACACACCGACUGCAUCAAGCAGGGGGAGAGAUAUCACUCAGGCUAUCCAAGACAUCACCAGCGUCAAGCCCCGGCAGAAGUUCCUGGCCAAGAAGGUCAUGAAGAAGAGAGAGCUGUGCCAGAAAGAUGUGAUAGACAGUGGCCAUGAGGACAUAAAUGUGGGAGCCCCUGGGGAGGCUCCAGAAGUAGAGGAAGUGCAGGAGGAGAGGGUGAAGAGACAAGAGCAGAGGCCUGUUCUCACUGGUGCGUCUCCACAGGAUGUCCCAGACGGAGCUCAGAUCAGCAAAGCCUUUGACACCCUUUGUAACAUUGUCAGAGACAGACUGAGGAAGUAUAAGAAGCCUGAGCCAAUCGCUGACUUCUACACCAAGGGUCGGUACGUCCUGGUCACCGGCGACGGCAGUUACUCAGAUCCCUGCUUUUACACGUCCACACCAUCAGCCGGCCACAUCUAUGUCACCAUCCGAGAUGGAAUGGUGCCUCCCUAUGAGCCUUAUGGACCCAUAAUACCCACUCCCCCCCUGCCACCUCCUCAGCCCACUCCAGACCCCAUGCCUAUCGGCCCCAACUUGCCUGUAAAUCCAGGAGGAAAGGAUGACAAUAAGGGUGGAAAAGGUAAAGACAAUGGAGGUAAAGGUAAGCAUAAGGGCGGAGAGCCUCACCCUAACCCUAAAGAUCCAAGCCCGGCCCCUCCACCCUCUGGCCCAGGGUCCAAAGAUCCCACCCCAGCUGCUGAUCACUUCAAGAAAAGCAGGGAUGACAACGGCCCAAGUGGACCCACUCCAAAGCCUGCACCUCGUGGUGCCAGUACUAGCUCCAGCUCCAGUUCCAGCACUAGCACCAGCUCCGGCACCUACACCCCAGACGCCCUGAGCUAUGAGAAGGUGGAGGUGAUGGAGUCUGUGGAAAAGUACUCCAACGACCGCAAGAUCAAAGACUAUGAGGAGACUUCCAUGGUGGUGGAGACCAUGAUCGAGAAGUCCAGCAAGAAGAAACAUUGA
Molecule: messenger RNA, 2022 nt
Organism: Pleuronectes platessa (European plaice)
Lineage: Eukaryota; Metazoa; Chordata; Actinopteri; Pleuronectiformes; Pleuronectidae
Product: filensin
Exons: 8
Coding region: 1-2022 (673 amino acids)
Biological process (GO): lens fiber cell development
Cellular component (GO): cytoplasm; intermediate filament
Molecular function (GO): structural constituent of eye lens
Source: RefSeq, a predicted model, not a curated record